Messenger RNA from Anolis sagrei ordinatus, 7383 nucleotides. RefSeq names its product kinetochore associated 1 (gene KNTC1). The record is from RefSeq and is a predicted model, not a curated record. Gene Ontology annotation, cellular component: kinetochore microtubule; RZZ complex; cytoplasm. NCBI's taxonomy places the organism in Eukaryota, Metazoa, Chordata, Lepidosauria, Squamata, Anolidae. Gene Ontology annotation, molecular function: small GTPase binding. Gene Ontology annotation, biological process: mitotic sister chromatid segregation; protein localization to kinetochore involved in kinetochore assembly; mitotic spindle assembly checkpoint signaling.
UUGCGUUUUGCUUUUCUGCGGACAUUUGAACCUUAUCGUGACUUGUAGCUGGCGUUUUGAAAAGAGACGCGCAUUCCCGCCCAUUCAAAUGGUCUUCUGAGGCGGGCAUCAAGAUGUGGGAUCUAGCCAAUUUUUUGCUAAGUGAGGACACAAGAAGUGGGCCAGUCAAUCUUCAUUCCAGAGAAGAAAAUCUGUAUCAGCUACAUGCACUCCUUAAAGUUGCCUCAUCUGAAAAGGUUUCAUCUAACCCAGAGUUGUAUUCCUGCAAAUUGAGGGAUGGCUGCCUGUUUGUUGCUGACAGAGCAGUGCUUCUGCUUGACGAUAUUUGUCAGUCGCUUCGGCUGUUUCUUCAGUUUGAGACCGAGGUGGAUGUUGUUGGCUUGUGUCAAGAAGGGCAGUUCCUUGUGAUUGGGGAGAGAAGCGGCAAACUGCAUCUUAUUCACAUAUCAUCAGAGCAAACCUUAUUAACGAACGUAUUAGUUCAAGGAUCAUCAAAUAGCAGGACAUAUUUCAAUCUUAUUCUGGAGGAAGAUGUUUCUGAUGGAGGUACUUACCAUGCGUUUAUUCUCACAAACAGUGGAUUCUUCUGUGUUAUGCACCUCCCACUUGCCAAAACCCAGGAAGCAAUUGGCAAGAUGGACAUCAAUGCUGCAAAAAAGCUCCAAGGCCAGGUGAAAACGUGUUUUAUCCCAACAGAAACAUAUCAUACCAUGGGCUGCCUUACUGCUCUGAUGAUGCGUUCAGCGGACAAAUUCAUGCUGAUAAUUGGGGGCACGGGUGACUGUGUGAUGUCUGUCUGGGAAGUGAAUCCUAAAAGCAAUCAGAUGUCCCUUGAAAACGUCGUUGAUUCAGCCAUAAUUAAAGCUGUCAAAAGGCUACAAGUUGUCGGCAGCUUUUUGUUUGUCUUGGACAAUGAGAACGUUCUGUCGUUGUGGGACAUUCGCUUGACGAUGAUUUGGGAUGGCCUUUUAGUGGACACCGAAGAAUUCCUGCUGACUUCAGAAUCUGAUUUCUCAGCAGUUGCUAGACAAGGGAUUGCCGAUCUCAAGCUGGUUGUUUUGACAAAACCUGAUGAUGACAAACAGACGAGGCGGAUUGUCAUUUUUUCGUUGCCGACUCUGCGUCAACUCUACUCUUUGAAAGUGGCUCAUGUGUCUUCACUGGUUCAAAGUGGAAUAAAUACUGAUACGAUAUACUUUUUGGAAGGAGUGUGUGAAGAUGAACAAGAGUCUGACGUUUCAUUUCUGGUAAUGAGAUGCUUAACAGAAGCCUUACCUGAGAACAGACUGAGCCGUUUACUUCACAAGCGCAGGUUUGCCGAAGCGGAGAGUUUUGCCAUUCAGUUUGGACUGGACCCAGAGCUUGUCUACAAAGUGAAAUGGAGCUCCGUUGUGGAGGGCUUGGCUAUUGAAUCUGCUGGGGAUGUCAAACCAUUGGCCUAUUUGACGCUUUUGGCUCAAGCUAAAGAAACCCUCAAUAAGAUAAAGGAUAGCCGCUUUGUGGUGGAGAGUUGCAUCCAUACCCCGUGGUCGACCUAUGAGAUUGCUCAGGAAAUGUUGGAUUAUGCGCAAAGCAGGACCUUGAAGAGAGAUGAUGCAAGUCCUGCCCUGCUUUUGAUGGAGGAUUCGCAGCUUGACACAGGGGUACUACGGGCACAAACAAAGCUGGUGACAUUUUGUGGUGCGUUUGGGUCUGAGAAAUUCAGUGGAAUGUCUUGGCUGGAGUUUCUGCACAAUGAGGACAUCUUCAAGGAUGUCCUUCUGCAGCUAAAAGAAGGCAACCUCUACUCUGCACAGUACAUCUGGCUACGACACCAGGCUGACUUUGAGAAAAGUUUGGAUGAGAAAAUGCUAGAUCAACUACUAAGCACCAUCUCCGCUAUGGCUUCCCACAAAGAGCUGUGGUUGUGGCUUGGGAAUGUCGUCAUUCCUUUCGUGAGGCGGUUUUUGCCUCAAGGAGAGAGAAGAAUCGCAAAGUGGCUGGAGCAAGGCGCACGGAACCUUGAGUUAACUGAUAAGGCCAAUUGGCCAGAAAAUGGGCUUGAAAUGGCACAAGUGUUUUUUACCAGUCAAAGGCAAGGGGAAGUUGGAUUGGCAUCCUCCUGGCACUCAGUUCCUUUGGAUGAAAUCAAGAGCCUGUCAGACUUGGUUGCUGCUCUUCAGGGCUUACUGGACCUCUACCGGAAGUACAACUGUCGGCUAGCCCUCUGCGACUUUGAAAAGGGAGAUGCAAAUACAAUAGUAUUUCGUAUGUUUGAUAAAGUUCCAGCAGCAGAACUUAUCCCAGUCACGUUGGAGAAAUACAUUGGACCGUACAUCUGUCAUCGUCACCUACAAAAGGACGAAAUCCUCUUGCAGUACAUAAAGGACCUGCUACAGCGGUACUCUAAACGGUCAGCCUCUCUCUUUCACACGAUGUGGGAAGCAAAGGCCAUUGUUGUCUUGGGCUGCAUGUCAGACAUCGAUCUGAUCUUUGAAGGAGUGCUUGCCAUCAUGCAUGGUGCCGUGAUUCCUUGGAGCCCCAGGAUGAAGCUGCUGGUGGAGAAAUACCUUCACAUGGAUCAUGCCAAAGUGAAACUGGUGCAGGAAGGCUACCAGCUGAUGGAAAUGAAGACACUUUUGCGGAGCUAUGGCAUCCGAGACACCAAUCUCUUAAAUGACAAGCAGAUGAUAUGGAUGUUAGUAAGGUACAUUCUGAAGCAAGAUAGUCCGUCUUGUUUGGAGGAUGCUUUGAAAAUCACAAAUACUUACAUGCUGACUACCUCAAAAGUCUAUCUUUGGAGGAUUAUUAACCUCAUCGACAAAGAAAAGAGAGAUGAUGUUAUCAACUUAUUAAGGUCUCUUCCUGCUGCCGAAGCUAUGGAGAUUGCAGAUAGGACAGUGACGUGGGGAAGACUGGAACUGGAGGCAGAAAUGUUUGACAGUGAAGAAGAGCGGAAUAGGCAGCUAUAUUUAAAAAAUAUCCUGGUGGAGGUCCUCAAGUUCCUGCUUAGUCACCAGAAAGGAAAUCUUGGGAAGACAGAAGAGUAUGAAGCUGACUUAAAAUGCUUUAAAAUGCUUAAAGCCUUGCAGGGUAAUUUUGACAUCUACGUAUCUCCCAAAGAUUAUGAGAAUCUGCCACUGAUGACUCGCCUCCUCCAAGAGAAGAUAGAGACCUAUAAUGCCAAGAGGUUUAAAAAAACAGAAGAAAAGACCAGCUUGGAGAACAGUGGGGUGAAGAGGCAAGAGCUGGCUCGAUGUGGGCUUUACAGACUGGCGGGUCUUCUGCAAAGGACGGAGCAUGAGAUGGGAACAGAGCUGGCCCUGAGAGUGCUGGAUGCAGGAAACGUCGAAGAAGCACUCAACAUUUGCAGGGAUCUUAAUGAACAUCACCACAACGAACAAACAGGGAAGUUGUUGUUCUUGGCAUGCCGAAAGCUCUGUCACAUAUUGGCUUCUGGUGGUCCACUCGUUGUGCCCAAAGGAUUGAAUCUUUCUGCAGCAAUCCAUGAAAUGGCCAUUCAGGCGGUGAUGGUCUGCAGUCCCGAUCUUCUCUUUGAUGCCAUGGAACUUUCCAAAUAUACCUUGUUGGCCCAUGAACUUUUGGAAAAAUGCCAGAUUGAAGACACUGGAUUUAUACUGAAGGAAACCUCUUUGGGAGCUGACAAAGACCCUUUCACAGAGUGGACCUUCGAUGAGUUUUUCACCGAAGAUGGGGCUGUGCUGGACCCAUUAACCGUGCUCCCGCCUUUAUAUGAAACUACUUCUACCAUCUUGACAAAAUCGAAAAUGCAUCCUCUGGAAUCUACCCGUUCGACAGUUAGCCCCUUUGAACAAGGAAGGAACCUUUGUGUUUCCUGUAUGCACCCCAUCUCUGUUUUGCUCAGUAAGCUCCAGGAAGGCAGUCAAUGUGAGUUUGCUUUGAAACUAGCCAUCAUCUCUUCGGGGUCCUUGUUCCAGAACAUAACUGCAAGCGACAUGGAUACAAGCCUGGGUGCAAAGGUGUGUGAACAAGAGGCACAAGAUGCUGAGCACAAAGCCUUUCUCUACCAAAUGUUGCAGAGAUCGACAUCAGUGACCAAAGGCAUUGUGAUAGACCUGUUGCACAAGGUUUUCAAUAGUCAUCCCAUAGAUCACAGACUUGCUCUUGGUUAUUGCACUGUGUUGCCAAAAGAAAUGAGAUUUCAAAUGCUUUGGGAUAUUGUGAAUAAGACGUCACAAAAUUACAGCAAAAUCCAGGCUGUCGGUGUUGUUGGAGUGCAGCUCAGCCUUCUCAGCAACAUGACAAAGGAGCAGAAAGAGUUUGAAGACUUGAUCACAGAUGCCGAAUGGGGCCUAGAGCUUGGGAAACUUGGUAUUUCUUUCCAGAGUGUCUUCAGAAUGCCAUCAGUGAGGAAGGAGAAAUUUCUGACGACGUUGGUCAAGCAUCCAAAUGUGGAGACUGAACUCAUCAGGAAAUAUUGCAGUGCUUACCAAGUGGAUACGGAUGUGGUUCUGCAGCUUUACAUCAAAACGCACAUCCAAAACAUCAGCACGACUGGUGUUGAAGGAGAUGCUUUGGGGGACGCUGGGAAAUCCCCAAAAGAUGCCUUAGUAUUAAGUAAGGCUUUGGAAACCAUGCCUCUUCUGAACAGCACCACCAGCUUGGUUGCCAAUCUCAGUGCAACACUGCACAAGCUGGAUCCAUAUGACUAUGAGACUAUUGAAGCCCUUCUCUUGCUUAUAGAAAGGGCUGGUGUUGAAGCUGCAAGUGUCCCAUUGAAUUUGGCCCAAGCGCUGAUGCUCCUAAAACACCUGAAAUCAUACAAAAGAACGUCCGUUCCUGGAGCUCUGGAACACGAGUAUCUCUUAGGACAGGGUAUCUCUCUCUCGCCAACUGCUCAGACCCGGCUUCCCUUCCAUCUGAUCUUCUUUGGAGCAUCAAACAAUUUCUUCAAAAUCAUUACUGCAGAGCUAAGUGAGGACUCAUUCCCCAGACUACUUCUGAUGUCCAAACUCAUGAAGGUCUCUUUGAAUACCCUCUACAUGUUAGCAGCCAAUCAUUUGUUCCAACAAAAGCUGAAGCCCAAGAUCUUGGAUGCAACAAGGAGUGACUGUUGGAUAGUGGUUGACAAGGAAACUGCUAAAAUGAUGCAGACCAUUACGUCGUAUUUGCACUUUAUAACAAACCCCAAAUGGGCCACAGGGAUUGCCUACAAAAUGGCCGAAGAACUUCCUCCAGGGCCUAUGAAAGUCCAGGCCUGGGAGUACUGCAUCAGUUUGUCUGGACAAUGGCUGACAUCCACGACGCUAACGGAUGAAUUGCGUGAGAAGGUUGAAGAAUCUCUGAAGAAGCUGCAAGCGCACCACCAGCAGUCGGCCACAGAGGCUGUACUUAUGAUCCACAAGCUGAACUCGGAAGAGCACCGGAAACUCCUGGGGACACCGGGCAAGCUCAUUGUGUUGCUGUAUCAGCACAGCAGCAUUCUUGAAAGCUUUCAGGAUCCAAUGGGCAGGGACUACCCAGAUAUCCAUGCUGCAGCUACAGAAAUAGCCAAAAUCAAUGACCUGGAUAUAACAAAAAUAUGGAAUGUGCUGCUAGAGAAGUGGCUGUGUCCAAGUGAGCUCCCAACAGAUAAAACGUCAGGGGCCUUUGAAAAUGUCCAAGAAGAUGAAGAUUUGAAGAGGGUCAUAUAUCUCCUUCAAGCGCACCCAGAAGACAGCCGCUUAAGGAUCCUUUACAGUUGGGCCGUGUCGGAAAUAUCACCUAUUGGGUUAAAUCAGCUGAGCUUUGCUCACCGGAGCCAGGCCCUCAAGUGCCUGCUCUGCAUUGCUGACCCUCCUGCAGUGGAAUCGCUCUUCAAACAACCCAUUGAGAACGUGAAGCAACUCCUGAAGUGUUUGACUUACCUUUCGCAGUUUAAGGUGCUGAGUAUCCCGUACACCUAUGAAUCGUUUCACAGCACUCCCAAGGAGGGACUGGUCAAAGGAUUGUGGAAAAACCAUAGCCAUAAACCCAUGGCCGUGAAACUGAUGACCGAGCUCAGUUUAGACUACCAAGUCCACGACGCUCAGCUUUGGAACGGUUUGCUGCAGAAGCUGAUGAGUUUCCAAAUGAUCUCUUACCUGAGGAAGGUUUUAAGGGAGAUUUCUGGUAUCUAUUCGUUAUGGAAGAUCCCGAAUUUCAGCCGAGCCUGGCAAACGGUCAUUUGCGCACCUCUUCUUUCAGUUGUUCCUCCACCAAGUCCUGGCCAACUGGAAGCAUGCUGUGACUCUUUCAGAUUGCUCUUAAUGUGUCCACUCCCAACUCAUCUGGACCUUCUCAGGAUUGCUAAGCAGUAUGUUCAGUUGCAGCUGCCGGCGUUUGCUUUAGGCUGCCUCUUGCUGAUUCCGCAGCUGGAGAAAAGAGCCCAAGUGAUCCAGGGCCUCCUGGCCAAAUGGCCAUUUGAAGCUGUGAUGCAGCAGGUGGAUAAAUACAUGAGCUGGGGAGAGGUGGCCAGCCUGGCUUCGCAGAUUAGACAUUUGAUUUUGAACUAUAGAUCAAAUGUGAAGCAUGAAGAGAGCCCUAUCAGUGAAAGCCAUGGGGGAAAUGCACUUUAAUAAGGACAAGAAGCACACAAUAUAAACAGGAAUGUUACAGAAAGCAUGAACAUUCGACAAGAGGCUGACAACUCAAAGACCAUUACAACCAUCUGCAGAAAACAAACAAGUUCUGCCCAGUGAUUUAUUCAUGCUGUUCAGUGUUAAGAAUUUUUUCUUUAUUGAUAAUUCGCAUUGUAAAAAAAAAAGUUGAGAGUUGAAUAAAAUCAUGGAGUAACACUAUCAUUUUAUAUCCCAAUUUUAAGAUAGACAUAUGAAUUACAAAUUUUAGCAAAGCUCUCCUGACAUCCAGACAGUGUAGCAACCUUUCUAUUGCGGCUGACGGAUACCCAAAAUAGGGCCAGGAGAAUUGUCCCCUGGUUAAUAUGGAAAGCAGAAACUACCUUUGGUUAAAAAAAGUUAUAUCAGGUUAUAUUGUGGUGGAAUGACAGAUAAGGAGAAUUCCUUCUGAGCGCAGAGAACAGCUGUUUUCUUUUUUUUUUAAAUGAUCUUUAUUAGAGUUUGUACAUAUAUAAAUCCAGGAAAAGGGGUCAGGAAGGGUGGGGGGAGGAAGAGGGAGGGGGUUGAGUGGACGGGGGAAGUAAAGGAUCGGGGGGGGGGGGGGGAAGAGGGAAGAAGAAAAAAGAAAAAAAAAUAGAUAAAUAAUUAAACAAAAACCGUGCACAUCAAAACAUGUCGCUUCCCAAUAGUCUUCCGGGAGUCUUCGUCUCUUGUUAUCUCUCGUUGUUUUUGCCAACUCAGAUUUCCGUAAUUUCCUUAUUCAGAUGCUAGACAGAUCUAUUUGUAAUGGAACCUCCUUAGAUUUAAUAAAGUCUUUGAAACCUGA